UCAUAUAAUUUGGUUGUCGACAGUGUAUUGACACAACUGCUUGUACCGUUUGUUGAUUGUGGUGUUUUGUUUUCACCAAUCAGGAUAUCGCUACAAAUUGCAUGCAAUUUGUUUUAAUAAUUGAACACAAUACAACGCAUUUGGUAACAAUAGAGAGCUGUCACACUGUAGUUACUUUGCAUUUUCUCUCUUGGCAUAAAACAGUUGACAAGUUCGUUAGCGUUGUAUCAGUAUAUAGAUGGCAGAAGGCAAUGAUUGUGUUACAAUGGCUGGUGCUUCAGAUCACAAACCUCCUCGAGCUCCGAAAUGUGCACGAUGUCGAAAUCAUGGUGUCGUAUCUUGGUUGAAGGGACACAAACGGUUUUGUCCUUGGCGUGAUUGCACCUGUGCUCAGUGUACGUUAAUCGCCGAGCGCCAGCGAGUGAUGGCUGCCCAAGUAGCUUUAAGACGACAGCAAACGCAAGAGGAACAACUAAACGUUACAUUUCAGCAAAACGCUUAUGAUGACGAUGAAGACGAUGGAAAAUCGCACGAAAAAGAUGAAGAAGAUGGUGUCGAUGUGUGUGAAGAUAACGAAGAAGAUCCUGAUGUUGUUUCGAGCCACAAUGAAGAUAAAGAUGAUUUGGAACCAACAGAAACAGGAAGUCAGGUAGCCUCCUUAGAUCGUAACGCAAUGUUUCCGCUGAACGAGAACCAUUCAGCCACGACAUGGUUUGGCAUUUCCAAUAAGACAGAGAAUGUGCCAAAGAUUCACCGAUGCAUUAGAAAAGAAAGCGAGCCUGAGGAAGAAUCCUUUGCUAUUUUGCGUAGGAUAUUUCCUCAUCACAGUCCAUCAGUACUGGAAAUGAUAUUGAAAGCAUAUGACAACGAUAUAGUCCGUGCAACAGAGUCCUUGAUGCUCGAAAAUGGCAUGACUCGUCAACUUCUCACGCCUCCGGUUAGUCCCGAAAAUUCGUCCAGUACUUAUUUCGCGACGAAAGAUUCCGAUAGUAAAUCGAGUCAUACACGUCCCUCAGCUUUCUCCCCAGUCCCGAACAACAUCGUCUCUUACACUUCCCCAGCACAGGUUUCGGCCCUGUCGCCACCCAUAGUCCAACCAUUUACUCCUCCUGCCUACCCAAUACGGUCCAUAUACAGACCAUAUAUGUUCACUGGAGGAAAUCACUUUGGCAUGCCUUAUCAUCCCUACAUUCCACCACAAGCAAGAGGAAUGAUGGUCCAAUCUACUAACAGGCGCGACGCGCGCACGUGUAGUCGUUGCUCAACUUGGAUAUUACCUUCAGAUCGUUUUUGCUCUCACUGUGGCAAGUCUGCAUGAUCAUCGAAGACUUUGUUCAUUGUUUUCAUAAUUGUUGUUAAAAAUUUGUGUGGAAAGUUGUUCAAUUUGUUGGAAUAAAAUGAUUAUUGCAAUA
This is a messenger RNA of Xenia sp. Carnegie-2017, 1412 nucleotides long. Its product is annotated as doublesex- and mab-3-related transcription factor A2-like. The record is from RefSeq and is a predicted model, not a curated record. Gene Ontology annotation, biological process: regulation of transcription by RNA polymerase II; sex differentiation. The transcript has 2 exons. NCBI's taxonomy places the organism in Eukaryota, Metazoa, Cnidaria, Anthozoa, Malacalcyonacea, Xeniidae. The coding region runs from base 239 to 1318 and encodes 359 amino acids. Gene Ontology annotation, molecular function: DNA-binding transcription factor activity, RNA polymerase II-specific; protein binding; RNA polymerase II cis-regulatory region sequence-specific DNA binding. Gene Ontology annotation, cellular component: nucleus.